UGACUGACUGUAUGUAUGCGCUUGCAAAUUUUUAACCAACAAUAUUAGGAAAAAACACUAUAAAUAAAAACGAAAUGUGCCGUCUUCAGGCACAAUGUCGAAAGCGGUUUGUCUUCAAACCAAACUUGACAAGGUGUGAUGGAAACUCCUAUUUAAUACUGUCAUUAUUGUGCUGCUAUACAUAUUUAGAACUGGUCAAUAUGCAAUGAUGCUGUGAAUAUUUUAUUUACCCUUUUUUGUUCCACCCUUUACUAGUGAUAUUUUCGCUGAUUUUAUGUGGCAUGUUGCUUAGCUCUUCGUUUGUUAUACAUAUAGUAUAUUCUUAUAUUUUUAUAAUGGCUUUUCGUUAAUUUUGGAAUGUCUACCGCCUGCUCGUACUUUGCCCGUUUUCUCGUUUAAUCGUUGUUAUUUUACGUUGUACUUGUUGUUAUGUUCCAAUCGGUGUUCCCAGCAUGCGUCGCAGUCUCCCCUCAAGUUUCAGUGCCAAAAAAUUGAAACAAAUGCGGUUUUGCAAAAAAAAAACAAAAAACAAAAAAAAAACAUUUACAUUUAUACUGAAUGCAACGCCUUAUUUCUUUCUCAAUAUUUUAUUACCUUCCUGUCUUCGUUGGUGUCUGCCCUGCUCCUUCAUAUCGUUUCGAAUGUAGGACGGCGCGGAGUUCAACAUAGCCACAUCGUCGCUUCACGCAUUGAGCAACAGUAUGACCACCACCACACCCGCCACGGACAAGCAUAGUCCACACACCUCUCCGCGUUUCUCUCGUAGGAGCACUACGCCCAGCUUGCUUGCUGUGCAGAAUGAUUUGUAUGCCGGCCACGUGCCUAGUCUCACAUUAGCCAACUCAGGCGGUAGCAGCAACUACAUCAUCGCUGCCAGCGCAUCGGCCAUAGCUAACGCAGUACUUUCACCACAGCCCGCACCCACGGCACCGUCGAUACAGGCGCUCAAUGGCGGCGGAGCUGGCAACACCGUAAGCGCUGCUCAAAAGUCAACCAAUCGCAUGAGUGCGCCUCAAAUGGGUGCCGCUGCCGCCCCGAAUUGUGGCAAUUCCACCAGCAACUAUGUUACAAGAAUGGCAACGAGCAAAUCCGAACACAACGACAACUCAUCGUAUGCUAUAUUGCAAGGCCUGCAAGAACCCUUGCUGCCGCAAACACAACAGCAAUCAGCGGGAUCACGUCAAGCCGUCAGCGGAUCCGUGAACGCCGGCAUCUCUGGUGCUCCACCCCUGCCGCCACGAAAGUCGUCACCUGGUGUUGAAAAUAGCGCCACAAGUAUGGUCGGCGCUAGUGCUGCUGUGACGCCAGUUGCAGCUGCUGCAAGUGCGACAGUGGUCAAGCACAGAGGCCAGAUGUCAGCUGGAACUGCAACUCCCUCAGAAAGUUUAGCGGCGAACACUGAAGGAGCUGCCAUGCCACCGCAGACAACGGCACCGCCGAUACCACCGCACGGCAAUCUAAUGCUAGUUGAUAGCGUCGUCGACGAUUUACGCACGCAACAAAUCGCCACUACGACUGUAGCAACAUCUGCGGCCUCAAUCUCAUUGCAGUCGACACCAGGCUCGGCAUCAGCUACUUCGCCCACGCGUUCGAUACUGGACGACGACAUAGUAGGACCAGCAGAGACCAUUACGGGUGUAAUUGAUACACGGCCACUGGAAGCACGUCUGGCGGCAGCAGCUCGAAUUUUGGAACCAACAACGGUAAAGUUGCCACCAACAACAUGUAUAACCUCCAUGUCGGGUACUCCGCACUAUACUCAGCUCUGCAAUGCUACUUCAUCAACACAGCCAGCGGCGUCAGCACCAACCGGAGGACCAUCGACGACAUCAGCGGCUGUGGGCUCGCACCGAAAUCAACAGCAAACCUUACAAUCAACACAACAAAUACAGCAACAGCCUCUGCUGUACGAGAAUGUGACGAUCAAUCAAAAGGAAUGUAAUGUUCCAUAUGAAAAUAUCAAUCUGGAGUACAUUGCACGUCUCAUGAAUGAGGGAUAUUCGAAGGAGAAUGCGAUCACAGCGCUGGGCAUCUCACGAAACAACAUCGAAAUGGCCUGCGACAUCUUGCGCGAGUUCGUAUCGAAGAGUAGUGUUUGAGAUGUGCGACAGACGGCAAUGGUGAUAGCUGCAGUCUUGACAAAUGCAGAGCGCAUUCAAUGCAAUAACACAUACAUACAUAUAUCAGGUUAGUCAAAUGUAGAGACCAGUUAAGCUUAUACAUACAUACAUAUAAUGCGUGAUGAUAUCCUAGGCAAGGGUGAUGUUUUUGCAAGAUUAAAAUCAAAGUACUUGUAAACAAAAGCAAAUACUUAUUUUAGAAUUUCAAAAAGAAUCCUUCAUCAAUCAACAAUGCAAUGAAGAAUUGAUUAAAAAAAUCAUAAAAUAAAAUAAAUAGAUGGACGAAAUGUAAUUGAGUAAAAAAGUAAAAGCUAAGUUGCGCUUAUCAAUGAAAACAAAUACAAAUACAAUUUUUUUGGUCAUUCCUUCAUGUUAUCUUCGCAUUAUUACAUGAAACAAACCAGGCAGUUGGAAAAUUACUAAAGUUGUACUGUAGGUAACUCAUACAUUCUUAAACACAAAGGCAUUCGCCAUUGUAGUGGCAGAACCAUAAGCAAUUCUCAUAAAAAUAAAAAUCAAAAGAUAACCAAAAGAAUUGUCGAAGGAAUAACGAACUCUAUAGUUAAGAUUAUUAAGGAAAUAAAGAGCUGCAAAAAAGUUUAGUUAUAAGAUUCUCAAUAAAAUUAUAGUCAGCAUAUACAUAUAAACUUGAUACAUUGCAUACUUUCAUACACAUACAUACAUACUUAUAACUCAUUAUUAGUAUUACAGGAAAAGUCAACUAUUAUAUUACAAACCAACGUAUCUACAUAUGUAUUCCAAGAAGUACUUCGACAAACAUAUAACAGAAAAUACAAUCGUAUUUCUAUCGCGAUUACAAAAUAUUUUAGUCUCACAAAAAAAAAAAAACUAAAAGCUAAAUAACAUCGCAUCUCUAA
Rhagoletis zephyria (snowberry fruit fly) is the source of this 2998-nucleotide messenger RNA. Its product is annotated as probable GPI-anchored adhesin-like protein PGA18. Gene Ontology annotation, molecular function: protein binding. The record is from RefSeq and is a predicted model, not a curated record. Lineage: Eukaryota; Metazoa; Arthropoda; Insecta; Diptera; Tephritidae.